GUUGAAUUUGACUCCAUAUCUAAACAAGUGACAAAAAAUUCUUAUGAAAACUCAAGUUCCGCGAUUGAAGAUCUGAAACUGGGGAAACUGGAAGCUUUUAUAUGGGAUAGUGCUUCAUUGCAGUAUGAGGUGACAAGUGUGGUUGCUGGAAGAUCGGUUAAUUGUGACCUGGUAAUGGCUGGAGAACCAACAUUUGGACCUGGGUUUGGGAUUGCCAUGCGCAAGAAGGAUAAGUUACUGGAUCAAAUUUCAUUGCUUCUGCUGAGUUUUCAUGAGAAUGGGUUCAUGGACAGUUUGAGGUUGAAGUGGACAUUGAACCAAGGCUGUCCCCAACGUACAUCAAGUCCCGCAACCCUCAAGCUCGAAAACAUGGUCGGGGUUUUUAUAUUGAUCGGUAUAGGGAUUAUUUCUGGCGCUAUUUUCACAGCUAUUGAGGUGGUUUAUAAAAGAAAGAGGAAUUAG
Ciona intestinalis (vase tunicate) is the source of this 462-nucleotide messenger RNA. NCBI's taxonomy places the organism in Eukaryota, Metazoa, Chordata, Ascidiacea, Phlebobranchia, Cionidae. The record is from RefSeq and is a predicted model, not a curated record.